Ramularia collo-cygni is the source of this 465-nucleotide messenger RNA. RefSeq lists its product as uncharacterized. NCBI's taxonomy places the organism in Eukaryota, Fungi, Ascomycota, Dothideomycetes, Mycosphaerellales, Mycosphaerellaceae. The coding region runs from base 1 to 465 and encodes 154 amino acids. The transcript has a single exon. The record is from RefSeq and is a predicted model, not a curated record.
AUGGGAGUCUAUCAGAGGAUCAACAAGAAUCACAGCUAUCACCGGGCGAUAUUCCUCACUGUAUYGUUGGCCACCGCGGCGCUAUGCAGUCUCUCGCCCGUAGCAUGCUUCAAGAACUUCAGUGCCAAGGAGCGUCGCAAGAAGGAGCGGGGUCAGGAGGAUCUGGAGAUGGCGACGAUCCAGGGGCAGGAAGAGGACUCGGAAUCGGAGCAGGAGGAAGCGGAGCAGGAAGAGGAGUGGCGGCGGUCUCAGAUGCUGAGAGCGAGACGUCCUUCCCAUUCCCAACCACGCACUUCUCAGCUGCCACCGCAUCGUCGCCGUUCUUCAAUGAGGGCCCCAGAGCGCCGCGAGCGGAUUCAACACGAGGAGAUGGAGGUGAGGUGGAGGGGUCUUCCACCAUACGAUCAGGAGUCGGAGGGCGAUCACCGCCACCGCCGACAUUCGCGUCGACACUCGAGACAAUAG